CGACUAGUCGAUCUCCGGGAACUGUGGGAUCAUUCACGAACGGGGUGUGCCAUGGAGAUUGUUCGUGGUGGAUCGUGGACGGCGGCGACGUCGAGGUUGUCAUACGUUGAGAUUGCAUUGUCCUAGAGUCAUUCGAGGCGUCAUCGUCCCUCGACUUCAGCCCAGUCCGAACUACGAUGAAGGAGAAGACCAGGCCGAUAAGUGCGGGAAAGACAUUCAAACAAACUACAUAUCCAACAUCUGGACUCUUGAGUACCAUGAUGACAAGUGCUAUUGAAGCUGCGGAGUAUACGGCAGCCGACUGGACGAUCCCCUCUAUGACCCUCUGUAUGACGGGACUGGAGUGAGGUCCGAAUGUUAGUUGUAGAACCCGCCACAGUAUGAGUACUGUACAGAGGACAUUCGUGAACACUGACGUGGCAAAGAAGUCAGGGGUGGGUACCAUGGGUAGCCAAGGCAAGGAGUAUCCUAGCAAGAUGUCACAAAUGAGCA
Molecule: messenger RNA, 492 nt
Organism: Dichomitus squalens LYAD-421 SS1
Lineage: Eukaryota; Fungi; Basidiomycota; Agaricomycetes; Polyporales; Polyporaceae
Exons: 4
Coding region: 177-347 (56 amino acids)
Source: RefSeq, a predicted model, not a curated record